AGUACUAGGUCUUGGGUAGGGAUCUCCCAAAUGAGGUAUGCAUGUUUUCUCAGUUGAGCUUAACCUUUGUCAUACAUAGAAGUACUCGACCUUUGAUAUAAGCAUUGAUAUCUGAACUUAGGUGUUUUAGAUUUUUGAGAACUAUAUUUCUUAAAAGUUGUACAAAAAUAAUUUUUGGAAAAUUGAAGCUAUAAGUAGGUACUAGUUUCCCGAAAAAGAAAAAAAGAAUCCACCGUGAUGGGGCUAAUUUGAAUUUGUCGGAAAAUGAAGGGCAGUCAUUGUAAUUACUCUUUCUCACAAGGACCAAUGAGCAGUUUCUACAAAUUUGAGGGGCAGAACCUGAUAUUUUCGUUAAACUUCAUCGGAACGUUUAAAGAGGUUUCUGGAACCUGGGCUCGCGGGAAAGCCCGUUCCAGUAACAACAAAUUGGAGAGUUCAAAAAAUGGAAGCUGAAGCAGCAUUAGAGUUAGUGAAGCAUGGCGCUACCUUGCUACUUCUUGAUGUUCCUCAGAAUACCCUCAUCGGUAUUGAUACCCAGAUGUUUUUCUCCGGGCCUAAUUUCAAAGGUGUGAAGAUGAUUCCUCCUGGCGUUCAUUUCAUCUAUUACAGUUCAUCCAACAGAGAAGGGAAUGAGUUCUCACCAAUAGUUGGUUUUUUCGUUGAGGCUAGCCCUUCAGAGGUCAUUGUUAAGAAAUGGGAUUCAAAGGAUGAGCGAUUUGUCAAAUUAUCCGAAGAAGAGGGAGAGAGAUAUGCUCAAGCGGUGAAAAAAUUGGAGUUUGACAGACAACUUGGCCCUUAUGCAUUGGAUCAGUACGGAGAUUGGAAGCGCUUAUCUAACUUUAUUACGAAGAGUACCAUUGGAAGAAUUGAACCUGUUGGAGGAGAAAUUACAAUUAUUUCUGAAUCUGAAAUGGUUGGGAAUGUUCAUAAGACGGCCAUGGAGAAAGUCUUGGCUGAGCAGUUAAAGAGUAGCAAGUUCUCGAAGCCUGAUAAGAAGUCUCCAAGUAACAGUUGUUAUUACACCUCAAUUCCUCGUGUUAUAAAGCUAAAGGGAGUUUCAGGACAAGAUCUUACUAACAUGAAUCUGGACAAGACACACAUAUUGGAGACAAUUCUGACGAAGCAAUAUGGUGGUUCAGAAGAUUCACUUCUGGGAGAACUACAAUUUGCCUUUGUAGCGUUUCUGAUGGGACAGUCACUUGAAGCAUUUCUGCAAUGGAAGCUUUUAGUCAGCCUAUUACUUGGCUGUACAGAAGCUCCUCUCCACACAAGGACUCAGCUAUUCACCAAGCAGGUAAAGGCUGAGCAUUUGAGGCCUGGUGGUGAAUUUCAGGGAUUACCCAUUCCGGAGUGGAAGUGGGACCGCAUUACUAUGGAUUUUGUGGCUGGUCUACCGAGGACUUCUAGAGGAUUUGAUAGUAUUUGGGUCAUCGUUGAUCGAUUGACCAAGUCAGCACAUUUCCUUUUCGUUCAAUCUUCAUUUAGUGCCGAGAGGUUGGCUCGUAUCUACAUUCGGGAGGUGGUUCGACUUCAUGGGGUGCCAGUUUCUAUUAUAUCAGAUCGGGGUUCUCAGUUCACGUCUAGCUUUUGGAGGACCUUUCAGGAUGAGUUGGGCACCCAGGUUGACCUGAGCACAGCUUUCCACCCGCAGACUGAUGGUCAGUCAGAGCGCACUAUUCAGGUCCUUGAGGACAUGCUACGGGCUUGUGUUUUGGAGUUUGGUGGUCAAUGGGACCAGUUCUUGCCUUUGGCGGAAUUUGCAUAUAACAACAGCUACAAUUCUAGCAUUCAGAUGGCCCCGUUUGAGGCCUUGUAUGGUAGGCGUUGUCGCACUCCAGUGGGCUGGUUCGAGUCUACAGAGCCUAGGCCGCGAGGUACAGAUUUGAUUCAGGAGGCUUUGGAGCAGGUGAGAGUGAUUCAGGAUAGACUCAGGACAGCUCAGAGUAGGCACCAGAGUUAUGCGAAUCGGAGGCAUCGACCUUUGAGAUCUUCUGUUGGUGAUCGAGUAUUUCUCCGUGUGUCUCCCAUGAAGGGUGUGAUGAGAUUUGGGAGACGGGGUAAGCUUAGCCCCAGGUAUAUUGGGCCUUUUGAGAUACUUCGGACAGUUGGGGAGGUUACUUAUGAGUUGGCCCUACCUCCAGCAUUUUCAGCCAUCCAUCCAGUUUUUCAUGUCUCGAUGCUACGCCGAUAUAUUCCUGAUGAGUCCCAUGUGCUCCAGUAUGAUGCAAUUGAGUUGGAUGAUCAUUUGACAUUUGUAGAAGAGCCAGUUGCCAUCCUAGCCAGAGAUGUGAGGAAAUUGCGCUCGAGAGCCAUUCCUAUUGUUAAGGUCCGUUGGAGGCAUCGUUCAGUCGAGGAGGCUACCUGGGAGACCGAGCAGGAGAUGCGAGAGCAGUUUCCCGGCUUGUUUGAGCCUUCAGGUCCGAGCACCAGUAGUCAGCGUUGAUCGAGUUUGGAGCAUUUCUAGUCUGGAGACAGAGUUCAUCAAAGCAAUAUAUUAUCAGUUGAAAAUUGGAUUUCAAAAGGAUAGCAAGGAUACUAGCAGGGCA
This is a messenger RNA of Solanum lycopersicum (tomato), 2546 nucleotides long. Lineage: Eukaryota; Viridiplantae; Streptophyta; Magnoliopsida; Solanales; Solanaceae. The record is from RefSeq and is a predicted model, not a curated record.